Patiria miniata (bat star) is the source of this 2410-nucleotide messenger RNA. Its product is annotated as fibropellin-3-like. Bases 170 to 1738 code for a protein of 522 amino acids. Gene Ontology annotation, biological process: axon guidance. The transcript has 10 exons. NCBI's taxonomy places the organism in Eukaryota, Metazoa, Echinodermata, Asteroidea, Valvatida, Asterinidae. Gene Ontology annotation, molecular function: calcium ion binding. The record is from RefSeq and is a predicted model, not a curated record.
AUUUGAUCCGAGCGCUCAAAUAGACCGUCAACUGUCAAUUCACUGCGUGCGUUAGUACACAUCAUUCAAUAGUACAGAUCUGCCAACAUGAAACUCGACUUUGAGGAGCUAAACUUUCAGGACAAUUUUUGACAACCUCCGCGAUAUCUCUGCCCUUCUGAAGACUCGAAUGCGGAAGAUGGAGCCUCGAACUAAACUCGGGAGGAUUUUCACAGUUCUGGGUCUCGUAUUUGUGACUUUAGCGGUCCUGAAAGAGAACAUUGCAAGUGCAACGUCUGAAUGUGAGCUUCCCAUUGAGCAUGGGGAGUUAGCCUGGCAGUCAAACCUCACUGGCACAGUGGUGGACGUCAAAUGGAACUAUGGCAAGGAAAAUUGCAAUUCUGAGGGGUCGUGUUUCGGAGUCAACGGCACGCAGAACGUUCCCGUGGACGUGCAGUUGAAGCCAGUCCAGAUUCAGCGCGGACAAGUAGUCAGAUUUGUGCCGGGCGGAUCUUUCAGCAUGCAGGCCUUCCGCGUCGACCUGGAAGCCUUUGAUGCCUGUGACUCAUCUCACGGACAAGCCGUCUCAGACCGGCCGUCCACCGCGCCGUUCGUCGUAGAGGAACGAUAUCUCGCCUUGGGCAGUAAUCUCUUCAUAGUAACGUCUCCCAACCCACUGUUCCAAUGUCGGCUGGGCCUGCGCGUCAACAUCACGGUGAAGGACAACACGUGCCAUUACCCAGAAUCCCCUGCGGGCAUGCUCUGUUUGGACCACGGCCACUGCGCGACCUCCGUCACCCAGGAAAAUUAUGCCUGCCACUGUUGCGCGGGUUUCACCGGUCCCCACUGCGAGGAAUACGACGGGUGCCAGUCGAACAGCUGCGCGGCCGGCUCCACCUGCGUGGACAAGCAACAAGGCUACGACGGCUACGACUACCAGUGCGUCUGCCAGCGGGGCAUGAUGGGAGAACACUGCGAGCUGGAAGCGGACGAGUGCGUCAGCAGUCCCUGCGUGCACGGGAUAUGCCAGGACCGGGUCAACGGUUACCAGUGUUACUGUACACCAGGUUACACGGGAACUCACUGCGAGUCGGAGUACAACGAGUGCGUCUCCAGCCCCUGCCGAAACGGCGGUACCUGCCUCGACAUCUUGAACCGCUACGAGUGUGCCUGCGGCCCCGGCUACACCGGCCAGCACUGCCAGACCAAAGUGGACCUGUGCGCCAGCCAGCCGUGCAACAACGCCACGAAAUGCGAGGACCUGGGAAACACGUACACGUGCCAGUGCUCGUCCGGUUUUUGGGGAGCACACUGUGAUGAGAACGUGGAUGAGUGCGAGUCCAUGCCAUGUCUCAACGGUGGAAGCUGUCUGGAUGGCAUCAACUCUUACAUAUGUCACUGCCCACCAGGAAUCAUCGGCACACACUGCGAAAUUUUGGAGAGCCGGACAGUCCUUGAAGUUCAAGAGAAGGACAACUGGCGCUUCUACGUGGUCAUUGGCUGCCUGGCGGGGGCGUUGCUCUUCGCUGUCUGCAUGAUGGUGGUCUGCGUCUGUGCGCUCCAGAGCCGAACCGAGUCCAACAAAGUCGGCCACUAUGAUCCCAUGUCUGAUCUCAGAAAAACGGGUUACACAUACGACGUGAGCAGCGCUUGCGAGACGCGCCCUUCCAAGCAGGCCAUCUAUGAAGUCACCACCGUGGAUUACCGCAACAACCCAGACGAACCUCUCAUCUCCUCCCUCAAACCACGGGUCAUCUAAAGAAAAAAAAUAUUAGUAAUAAAAAUCACCGUCCGCCAAUAACAAAUCUUUGGAAUUUGGAGUUAAAUUUUACCCUUGACCAAGUGGGAAAUUCCAGGGACCAAUUUCGGAGACCUGCUGGGCCGAAAAAGAAAUUGUAUGUGCUGAGCAAAAUCUAGCGGGGAACCAGUUAUGGGCAAUGUACACUGUAUGACAUUUUGGCCGGUUACCUGUUUCUGCUAAGCAGAUAUUUUCUGUGCUAAGCAAAGUUCUCUGCUAAAGCCCAUUGCACACCUUUCUGAUUUGACCGGUUCACUGGAUCAUCAGGCCAUCGGACGGAGGUGUGGGCUGGAAAAUCGGACCGAUCUGAUGACCGUACACCGGGCUUGAUUUUUUUUUUUGCAUCCGAUUUCACUGGAUCCGAUGUCACCGAAAAGGUUUGCGGGCGGCACUGGAUACAGUAUUAUGUAAACCAAUCAGAUUCACGAAGGCAGUCACACGAUUCAAAAUUGACGGUUGCCAUUUUGUCAUCAUGUGACCGAUUAUAGAACGGAAUCGGGCAUGGGUGCGGUUAACGUUGCGGUCUAAUCACAACGGUGAAAAAAAACCAUACCGGUGAUCCGCUGAACUCAUCCGGUAAAAUCAGAAAGGUGUGUGCCGGACUUUAAAUGGGAGUGGGGGGGGGGGGGGGGG